AUGUCUGGCCAUGAUCCAAAAGAUGUCAGCUCCAAGGGCAGCCAUCAAGGAUGUUUUCGAGCUAUCAAAAACGCGCGGGCCCGCAACAGAGCACUAACAAUCCCUGGCGUGCCAUCUCCGCCUGUUCCUCUUGUUGAUCCACAGCCUCAAGUCCCAUUGCUUGAUUUUCAAGGUUUGCCUGGAGGAGAUCAGUUCCCUGACUAUCAUCCGAACAAUGGCGCAUCCACUGUCAACCCGCAAAUACCUGCUCAUCACUAUGUUGAUGGAACUCUCAUCAACCAUGAUCAAGUACCUCAAUGGCCCUUCGAUAGCAAUCAACAUCAGGCUCAAGAUCCAUCCUAUACUUUCGGGCAACAGCAGACUCAAAUCCAGAGCAACUAUCCAAGUAAUAUAGACCAUGGCAUCGCUCAACAACCAUUCAUUGAUCUUCCAUUUCCAGUUCCUCCGAUCGAUUUGGAUCACCUAUUUCCAUUGCCUGUUUAUGCCACACAUAGUAACGGACACGAUAUUAGCCAGCAAAUACCUGCUCAAUUCCAACAUGGAGAAGCUCCUGUUCAUUGCGGUCAACAACCUCAAAUGCCCGUCAAUCAGAACAACUUCAAUGGUGUCAACAAUAACCAACAAGCAUACAUUGAUUUUCCAUUUCAAAUUGCUCCGAUCGAUUUUGAACAAUUCUUUCCGACGCCUUUUGAUGAUAACGGACACAAUAUUAGCCAGCAAAUACCUGCUCAAUCCCAACUUGGAGAAGCUCCUGCUUAUUGCGGUCAACAACGUCAAACGCCCGUCAAUCAGACCAAAUUCAAUGGUGUCAACAACAACCAACAAGCAUACCAAGGAAUGGAUACCACCGCCGUAUCAUCAUUCGCUAAUCUAUCGGCGCAAGAACAGGUCGCCGAAUUUCAACACUUUGUUCAACAACGUCUCGCCCUUGGAGAUACGCAAAUGGUGCAGUUCGAAAUAUUUAAGGCCUGGUAUAUAGGCAGGCAGUUCAAUGGAAUCAUCACACCGACACUUGCAUAUGGAGUUACUCCUCUCCAUCCAGCUCUUAACUUUAAUAACAAUGUACCAAUUCAACAGCCCAUGAUGCCGCUGAAUAAUCAAGAAUACAUGCAACCGCCUACCAUGAUCUAUCAGAAUACGGGGAAGAAUUAA
Messenger RNA from Botrytis sinoallii, 1152 nucleotides. RefSeq lists its product as uncharacterized. Lineage: Eukaryota; Fungi; Ascomycota; Leotiomycetes; Helotiales; Sclerotiniaceae. The record is from RefSeq and is a predicted model, not a curated record. The coding region runs from base 1 to 1152 and encodes 383 amino acids. The transcript has a single exon.